CACUCGAUUCUGCUUUGUUACUCUUGUUUUCACGACGAAUAAUAUGUUCAAAAAUAAAUAUAACUUAUAUCAUAUUUACAUUUUACUAUCUCUACCAAUAGCACAAUGCAGAAAGUACGACAUAGAACAAGAAUGUUUGACGUUGUAUGGAGAAAGUCUGAAGUCAGUCCUGGACAGAUUCCGACGGACGCCUGAGUACUUGAAUAUAUUGAACGAUGAGGUGACAGAACUACACAAGCAGCUAGAAGCGGUGUUAGAUCGCAUCGCAUACGUGUACACUCUCAAACUGUACGACCGAGUGGUUCACGAGAUGGGCGCUCAUAACAACCAAACACACGUCUACAGAAGCAGACCACUGAAAGGAUUAAACCGCCCCCGUAUAUCUAAACGCGGACGAUAUAAGCAAUCCCCCGUCAACAUGCUGGAUAGUUACGACUACUUCAAAAACCCACUCACUCUGGCCGAGAAGAACCGGAUGAAGCAACUAGGCUUCGAAUAUAUUGGGUUGGCCAUUCACGCCAUGUUGGAAAAUAUGUCUCCCGAUGGCGCGUUGCCGGAGUCAACACGUAUGCCGGACGGCCAUCAGAUAGAAACCACCCACCACAAUCAUGAGUUUACUCAGCCGAGCACCGAAUCUGAGUCAACGCACGGACAUCACCUUUUGAGGAACAUCGGCCGUACUGGAGUACAAGAAUCUCCUUACAAUACUACUAAACCGUAAUUAGGGUUCCGUACCUCAAAAGGAAAAACAGAACCCUUAUAGGAUCACUUUG
Messenger RNA from Maniola jurtina (meadow brown), 773 nucleotides. RefSeq lists its product as uncharacterized. The transcript has 6 exons. The record is from RefSeq and is a predicted model, not a curated record. NCBI's taxonomy places the organism in Eukaryota, Metazoa, Arthropoda, Insecta, Lepidoptera, Nymphalidae. Bases 44 to 721 code for a protein of 225 amino acids.